AUCUCUUGUUCUUUGGUAAACCCUUCUUUUCCGGUACGGGUAGUACUGUGAAGUAGUAGUGAAAAUUUAAUUUUAAUUUAAAUCUUUUCCCAUCUUCCAUUAUGAGGCUGUACAAAGACAUAUUUACUGGUGAUGAAAUGUUUUCAGAUUCGUUUAAAAUAAAACUCGUCGAUGAUGUACUUUACGAGGUGUAUGGAAAGCUGGUGACGCGCAAGCACGGCGACGUGCAGAUCGACGGCUUCAACCCGUCGGCCGAGGAGGCGUCGGAUGGCACGGACGAGGUGGUGGAGUCUGGCGUGGACGUGGUGCUCAACCACAAGCUGUGCGAGACGUACGCCUUCAACGACAAGAAGGCCUACACCGCCUACCUCAAGGACUACAUGAAGAAGCUGGUUGACAAAUUGCAAGAAACGCAACCCGACCAAGUUGAGGUGCUAAAGAAGAAUGCAAACAAAGUUAUGAAAGACAUUCUCUCCAGGUUUAAAGAGCUCCAGUUUUUCACAGGGGAGUCCAUGGAGAUCGAAGGCAUGGUCGCGCUACUCGAGUACAGGGACAUAGACGGCGAGAGUGUCCCGGUCCUCAUGUUCUUCAAGCACGGCCUCGACGAGGAGAAAUACUAACUGGCAACUUCUUUUAUGAGACUGGAGACGCGAAUGUCACUGGAACUGCAAGAUUUAUCACUGCAGGCUUCCACAAUAACUUGUUUUUUUACCUGAUGUUUUGGUUUCGACCUGUGGAGAUCAUGUAAAUACUAUACCAGCAUUCGUUGCUUUGUAUAUUUAUUUUUAUGGAAGAUGGGAGAAAAAAAAUUGACAAGUAUAUAUGUAAGUUUGCAAUAAAUUGAAGCUCCAGAACUUGUCA
Bacillus rossius redtenbacheri is the source of this 861-nucleotide messenger RNA. It is a transcript of the gene Tctp, whose product is annotated as translationally-controlled tumor protein homolog. Lineage: Eukaryota; Metazoa; Arthropoda; Insecta; Phasmatodea; Bacillidae. The transcript has 6 exons. Gene Ontology annotation, molecular function: calcium ion binding. The record is from RefSeq and is a predicted model, not a curated record. The coding region runs from base 102 to 620 and encodes 172 amino acids. Gene Ontology annotation, cellular component: cytoplasm.